GAAAUAUUGAUCCAGGCUCUUAUUGCCACGUUGGUAUUACUGAGGCUGUGACUUAUCUCUGUACGAAAAAAUGUUAUGAUAAAAUAGAAUUGCUCAUUAAUAUUGAUGGGUUACCUCUCAGCAAAAGCUCUGGCAGUCAAAUAUACCCAAUUCUUUGUUCUCUAUAUGAUGAUCCAAGAGAAGUUGCAGUUAUUGGUGUAUACCAUGGUUAUGAGAAACCUUCGAAUGCUAAUGAUUUUCUGGGAGAAUUUGUCCAAGAUGCAGUGGAACUAUCUAAUAAUGGCAUUAAAGUGAAUGGUGCUUGCAUUCCCUUCAAAAUUAAAGCGUUCAUUGCUGAUGCUCCAGCCAAAUCGUUUAUUUCCUAUACCAAGGGUCACACAGGAUUUUUUUCGUGCACCAAAUGUGUGCAAAAAGGAGAAUUCAUUAGAAAUCGUACAUGUUUCCCCAAGAUAAAUUCUAAAAAAAGAACUGAUAAAGAUUUCAGACAAAAGAAUCAGAUACAACAUCAUACAGGAACUUCAGCCCUUGAAAAUAUACCUGAUUUCAACAUGGUAAGUGAUAUUCCCUUGGAGUAUAUGCAUUUAAUUUGUCUUGGUGUGAUGAAAAAGCUCAUUGUUAAUAUAUGGAUAUAUGGUAAACCUUCUUUCAAAUUAGGAUCAUCAGCAGUUGGGGAAAUAUCCAGUAUGCUGCUAUCUUUUCAAAAUCACACCCCCAUAGAAUUUGCUAGAAAACCUCGUUCGCUGGAUGAUGUUAAAAGAUGGAAAGCUACAGAAUUUCGUUUUUUUCUUUUAUAUUCUGGUCCAGUGGUUUUGGAAAAAUUUCUACCUCAAGCGCAGUAUCAAAAUUUUAUAUGCCUGCACAUCGCCAUCAGAAUAUUAUGUAAUGAAACACAUAUUGCUGAUAAGGAAUAUUUUGAACUGGCUGAAUCUCUUCUGACAUAUUUUGUUCAAGAUUUUGGGAAUAUUUAUGGUCAAGAAUUUAUAUCCCAUAACAUUCAUGGACUGGUUCAUAUUGUUGAUGAUGUAAAAAUGUUUGGUAAGCUGGAUCACUACAGUGCAUUCCCAUUUGAAAAUUUCAUGCAAGUUUUAAAAAACAUGGUCAGAAAACCUGAUAAGCCGCUUUCCCAAAUCAUGAAGAGAUUGUCUGAAAGGAUGAAAGUUCCAAAAACAAAAAACAUUGGAGUUUUAAAAUAUGAACGUCAUCAUAAUGAUGGUCCUACUCUAGAAGGAUACUCUACACAAUUUGAGUUGGUCAGAUUUGACUAUUUCACAAUUAAUAUAAAGAGGUCAGGUGAUACAUUUUGCUUACUGCAAGAUGGCAACAUUAUGAAAGUAUACAAUUUCAUAGCAAAGAAGGAACAAAUAUAUGUAUAUGGAAAAGUUUUUACAGAAACAAGUGAUAUUUUUUCUCGUCCAAAUAGUUCAUGUGACUCAUCUGACAUUGAUGUUUAUUUUGUGAGAAAGGAAAGCUCAUUAGAAACCAGGCUUUUGGAUAGUGUCUCAAAAAAAAUGGUAGCUUUUCCACAUAAUGAUGGAUAUAUUGUAUUCCCCUUUUUGCACGAUUGCUGAAAUAUAUCCAAAAAUAUUUUAUUUCAGAAUAAUUAGAAUUUUUAAGAUGUAAUUGCAAUGAAUUGAUUUCUAUUGAUUUAUUCAGAAAAAAUUAUAUUACUAGAUAUUUCAAAAUGAUUUUGUGAUACUUUCACCAUUUUUUAUAACUGUCGCUAUUUUUUUUAUCCAGGUUUUGAACCUAACUAAUAUUAAUGAAACUUGGAGUGAGAUGGUGCUCUUACUUAAGUGAUAUUAGACAUCGAAAUCAGUUUGGCUUUCGAAUUAGAAACAAAAAUGAAUUGUAUUUUAAACUGUAUUUUUCAUAAAUUUCAGUCACAAGUUACAAAGUUUUUUAUCAGGAUAUAAUUUUGUUAUCUAGUAGUUUUUGUUCACUUCAUUAUCAUGAAUGCUUGGAGAGUGGUCCAUUUUCUAAAGGAGGAUACAGUAGAAGCGGUACCAGUCUCCUGGUUGAGAGGCUCCAACCAAUGUCACUGGCCUCCCUUCAAUAGGCUGAAGCUCAAGACAGCGAUCAAUAAAUGUAUGCCACCUUCUUCAAACUGGGACGUACAUGAAACACGAGUAAUUGGGGAAAUAUAUGGAGAUUUAUCUGUUGCCCGAAUGAAGGCUCUAGAAGCGGAGAGUACCUCUGAUUUGAAUUCUGAUUCUGAUCUAUUAGGGUUGGGACAUAGAAAAAUCAGAAUGAAUAAAAAAUAUCAGGAUUCUGAAUCAUCAGAACAAGACAAAGAGGAUAGUCUAUCACCAGAAGCAUCUAAAAUUAUGAUGCCUACCCUCAAAAGAAGAGAGGAAAAAACAUCUGUUUCUAUAUCUGAUUUUGGUAUUUCUUCAGUGGCCCCUUCAGAUGAUGAUUUAGGAUUUGAGUCAUACGUAGGCUCUGAUAAUGCAGGUGAAGCAUCUAAAAUUGUGAUGUCUACCCUUAAAAGAAGGGAUAAAGAAAGCGCUGUGUACCCUUAUUCAGAUGAUGAUUUAGGGAUUGAGUCAAACGUCCCAGGAUUUGAUAAUGCAGGAAAUCCACUUAGAAUUGUCCCAGGAAAUCCAGACAGAAAUGAGGCAGAAUGUACAGCAACAGAGAUCGAAGGGAGCUACUACAAUAGACAGUAUUACUUGAAAGGUGAUUGCUUUAUUCGUUAUAGUGAGAAAUUUAAUUAUUUUUUUGCUUUGCAGAUGAGCAGUUUAAGCGGCAAGUACUGCGAAAUCUGUCCAUUUUAAAUUUUAAACUGGAUCAGUUGGCUGAUGAUAUAGGU
Messenger RNA from Harmonia axyridis, 2809 nucleotides. RefSeq lists its product as uncharacterized. Lineage: Eukaryota; Metazoa; Arthropoda; Insecta; Coleoptera; Coccinellidae. The transcript has 5 exons. The coding region runs from base 1950 to 2774 and encodes 274 amino acids. The record is from RefSeq and is a predicted model, not a curated record.